CUUCUUGACGCGUGCUACACAGAACUCUGCCGGUUUGAGAUCGCGGAGCUGAGACUUUCGGCAUAAGAGACUUACCUCGACUUCAUCUCGAGGCCGUUCAAGCAUCGGUUCCGAUAUCUGUUAACAACCAUGGGCAUGGACCCUAAGUACUGCAAGGUGACGGUGCACCCAGCCAACAUCAAGGCGUCUCCGCCUCGGAUGCGACGACAGACUGUCGGCGACGAAGGUCUCAGUUCAGUCCGGAACGAGUCAUUCAAGCGGGCGCCGCCGCCUGUGCCGCCCUACAAGGCGUAUGCUGCCGCUGUCUUCGACAAUGUGGACGAGGUACUGGAAGACGACACAGCUGACAUCGCUGUACUCAGUGAGGAGGAACCGAUGCCGUCGUCCCGCCGGCGCGCACACACGACGUCUUCGAUGUCCACUUCAGCACGCCUGUCAAACAUCCUGAACCCGCUGUCACGCAUGACAAUGCGCUGGACCGAGCAGUCAAACGACGCAGGCUCAAACAAAGCGACCGACUCCUCCACGACCAGCGCGUCGUCGACUCCGGAUCUGAUGGACACCCCGCCGCCACUUACGACUCCGCCGCCUAUGAUGGACCUGGCAAACUCGUUCUUGGAUGUGGACACGGACGGUAGUGAUGAGAUCACGCGCCCCACAUUCGAGGACAUGGCAAGUCUGAUGGCAGGAACUCCACCGAUUCCUGCGGGACUUACACUCGACAUGCUACCGACGGAGUACGAGACGCCCCCGAUCCCGUCGCACCUACGCGACGUGCUACUGCAUAACCAAAACCAGCAAAAGAGCCUUUCACCGCUAGUAUUUGAACACAGUGACGAUGAAGAGAGCGAGAUUGACGACGAUGACACCAGCAGUGCCACCACAGACGACUACGGUGAGGAUCCAGCCAACCACUCGGUGGAUAUCGACAGCAUCCGUCAGACACGCGAACAGGCUGUGGCCAACUUUGAAGCCUCUCUCCGUGAUCCCAAUCGCCGCAUACCACGGUCUCGCACCACCGAGGUGCCUAAGAGAAUAGGUGGAUCGGCACGCAACAUCCGUGGACUCAGCUCGCCGCCGCGUAUGCUGAGCCAGGUCAUUCGUCCUCGCAAGGCCACAGUACCCGAUGCCGCUGACGCCUCUACUGAAUCCGGAGCGAAUUCACACAACGGCGGGGAUCCUUCAGUGCCAAUGUAUCACGGACAGGAGCUCCAUCUGGCGUUCAAGACUACGACCGGCCAGAUCACUCAAGUGCAAGGCCACCCCAAGCGACGUGGAGGACACGCGAACCCAUUUUCGCGUCGUGUUCGCUGCCAUGCUGUUCAACCGUACGAUUCUCUCGAAGACGGCGACACGCUACGUAUCAUCGGCCAUACCACUGACGGUCUGCUUCGUGGUGGAGACUGCGUCUCUUUCGCGCGCACCGACGGCACGGUGUUGCGCAUGCAGAAGAUGUCCAAGAAGCUGACGUUUAGCAACAAGAUCGACGUGCGAGCCAAAUUCAUUAUCACUGGUGUACCCGAUCGAACACCUGUGACGUCGACGUCCAAGUUCUACCUGCAAAGUGUGUACGAUCGCAAGAAAACGGUUGGGUUCUUGCGUUCUCGACGCGACAAUCACCCAGGCUGCCUCGCCAUGUAUGUCCACCGCAACGCUGAGGACAAGGUCGAGCCUAUCCAGUUCUUCAAGCGCCAUCCGGGCCAGAAUAUGGUCUUCUGGCACCAACCGCAGCAAUGGGUGUAAAUCUCAUGAAGCAAUAAAGCGCUCCUGGGACGAUCGAAGUACCGGGUUGCGGGCUGCUUCAACUACUGUAUGUGCCACUGAAAGUAUGUGUAUUUGAUGUAGUAUUUGUCGUGAUGUAUAUAGUAGUAUCCUCGAGUCGUGUUAUCUAAUGUAUCAACAACUGAGUGCUGGAAACUUCUACUUUCUGUAAGACAAUUUUAUCGACAA
This is a messenger RNA of Phytophthora nicotianae INRA-310, 1950 nucleotides long. RefSeq lists its product as hypothetical. Lineage: Eukaryota; Oomycota; Peronosporomycetes; Peronosporales; Peronosporaceae. The coding region runs from base 130 to 1743 and encodes 537 amino acids. The record is from RefSeq and is a predicted model, not a curated record. The transcript has a single exon.